Messenger RNA from Triticum turgidum subsp. durum (durum wheat), 870 nucleotides. The record is from the annotation of a GenBank genome assembly. NCBI's taxonomy places the organism in Eukaryota, Viridiplantae, Streptophyta, Magnoliopsida, Poales, Poaceae.
AUGGUUGUUGUCUUGGCAGAUGGACCGGCGGAGGAUCUGUACGGCAUGUUCAUCAACAAAGUCCGGCGCGAGCGCCCGCCCGAGAUGCUGGAAGAAGUCAGGGGGCUUACAAAGUGGGUGCCGCCGCCGGUCAAGAUGACAAGAAGCUUUGUUGAGGAGAACAUCAACAGGUCCCGGAAGAGGAUGGACGUCGCUGCCUUGGACAUGCUGCAGUUCCAUUGGUGGGACUAUGCAAAUCCCGGAUAUCUAGAUGCACUAAAGCACAUCACAGACCUGAAGGAGGAAGGCAAGAUAAAGACUGUAGCUCUGACGAACUUCGAUACAGAGAGGCUGCAGAUAAUCCUAGAAAAUGGAAUACCAAUUGUCAGCAACCAGGUUCAACAUUCUAUUGUGGAUAUGCGCCCGCAGAAAAAGAUGGCAGAGCUUUGCGAGCUUACCGGAGUCAAGCUUAUAACGUAUGGCACGGUGAUGGGCGGCCUCUUGUCCGAGAAGUUCCUCGACACCAACAUCAACAUACCUUUCGCCGGACCUCCUCUGAACACCCCAUCCCUGCAGAAGUACAAGAGGAUGAUCGACGCUUGGGGCGGCUGGAGCCUGUUCCAGGCCCUGCUCCAGACAUUGAAGAAGGUGUCGCUGAAACACGGCGUCCCCAUCUCGACCGUCGCCGUAAGAUACAUCCUGAACCAGACAUCGGUGGCGGGGUCGAUGGUGGGCGUGAGGCUGGGUCUCUCGGAGCACAUCAGGGACACCAACGCCAUCCUGUCGCUGCUGCUGGACGAGGAGGACAUGGGCAGCAUCACCGAGGCGUCGCAGCGGGGCAGGAACCUGAUGGAGGUCAUCGGCGACUGCGGCGACGAGUACAGAGCCUAG